Messenger RNA from Sclerotinia borealis F-4128, 882 nucleotides. The record is from the annotation of a GenBank genome assembly. Lineage: Eukaryota; Fungi; Ascomycota; Leotiomycetes; Helotiales; Sclerotiniaceae.
AUGAGUCCUUCAUUUGCGCAAGCAAACCCAUUCGCGCGACGAGAUACCCACCCAAUUCAAGCAAUCUGGACAUAUAAAAUAUGUACAAUCAUAUCCUGGUUGUUGGUGGUAGUGGUCACCUUCUACUACAACUUUCACGCACCUCAAGAUGACAAACACUCUUGGCGCCAUACUAUUUGGGAACAGAACAAGAUACACCAUACACCAUUUGCUAUGAACGCCUUCAUAGCUUCAUUUUAUUGGCUAUUCCUCUUCAUUCUACAAAUAGGAUAUGUUCUUCACCUCUUCAGCGACGAGGCCGAGCAUGUCAGCGCCGCAGCAUCAGUUGGAAGUCAUUUCAUCGUCAACAAUCUCUUCCAAUUUGCAUUCGUCAUGCUAUUCGUUCGAUCCCACUUCAUAUGGGCUGAAAUUAUGUUGAUCAUCAACUUCAUCAAUCUUUCCUCCCUCUACUUCCGUCAUAGCACAACCCCAAGGUUCAUUCAUAUGCCGGCUACAUCUGGUCCACUUGCUUGGAUAUUCGUAGCCUUGUAUUGGAAUGGAGCUAUUGCUGUUGGUGCUCAUAACCUUGCUGCACGCAUUGUCGCAAAUGUUGCAAUCUGGGGAAUCCUAGUCUAUGGACUAUUCUUCCUUGCUGUUUACAAGGAUUAUACCAUGGGUUUUGCUCUUAGUAUUAUCACAGCAGCAAUUGGAGUCGGGCAAUUCUUCACUAAAGUAUUUGCUCUUCAAUGGAUAUUUGCUUUUGCAAUAAUGGGCACUCUCUUCCUUGCUACAUUGGUCAUUGUCAUCCCUGGAAUCUUCGGUAAAGAGAUCUCAUUCAGAAGAGACUCAUCACCACUUGCUUCUGAGGAUCGAGAGAGAGCUCCUCUUUUGGACAACAACUAA